UUCGUUCGACGGUAUCAGUGUCCACGACGGUGUUCCGACGGUACGGUCGUCCAUUGCUAACAGUGCGCAAAAAACAGUAUAAUAAACACAGUGCACGCGAGUUUAAGUUCGGAGCGAUCGUAAUUUUUUUUCCGUAUUUUCUUUAUCUACGUGUUUCUUUCUUUGUAAAAUAAUUUAGACUGUUACAAAAAUAAUAUGUGUACAUAAUUCAUCGUCUUAACGUUUUUUCCGAGGAUAUUUCGCACAAUCGAAAUACUUUAGAGUACAAUAAAUCUUAUUGACAUAGAUUUUUUACCAUCGUCAUUUUCGCAGUACAUACCAACGGCAUCGGUUUAGACAUAGCCACAGCUAGAGUACUGCAGUGAAUGGUCGACGGACGCGUUUACGGCGGCGACGCGGCAGGCCUGAAAUGGACAAGUGGCGAUGACCAGCGAGAACGGUCGGACUACGGCGGACGAUGACGCAGUUGCAUCAGUGGACUGCACUGGUCGCGGCUGUGCUGGUAAUCAGUGGCCAGGUGGCCAGUGCUCAAAGUCUGUGCGACAUACCGCAGUGCGAAUGCGAUGACUCCCAGUCGCAAGUUCGGUGCUCGUGCCGCAAAGUGCCUCAUGAAUCGCAGGAUCUCGUGUUGAAAGCUCAAGGACCGGGACACGUGCCACGAGUGGCCGCCAAUGUGAUCGUGACGCAAUGCGAUCGGGUCAAAGUGAUGGCCAUGGCGUUCGACGGGGCAAGGCCACUGUGGACCGUGGAAAUCGAUUCGGUACGCCGGCUCGAAAUGGCUGACGAGGCGUUCGGUUGGUCGGAAAACGGUGUCGGUGGCCCGGGACAGCCGCCACAGCUACAGCACCAUCACCACCAGGGCCUUGCGGUGACCAUAACGAACGUAACAUCAGUGCCGGAGGUGCCCAGCUACGCGUUCCGCGGCCGACUACGGUCGGUCACGUUCAACCGAGUCCGGAUCGACGUGAUCCGGCCGUUCGCGUUCAGCAGCCUGACCGGGACGACGGGCCGGAUCGAGUUCAGGGACACAGUAUUCGGGCAAGUCGACCAACAGGCGUUCAAAAAGUUCGCCGUCAACGAGUUCGUGUUAAAGGGGUGCCAGUUCGAGGGCGCGGCACCCAGCCGCAUGCUCACCGAGAUCACGGUGCACGACGAGCUCCGCCUGGACGACGUGACGUUCUCGGUGGUCCAGAGCUAUGCGUUCCGCGUGCACGGGCCCAAGGUGUUCCGGGUGCAGAACAGCCGGGCGGAUUGCGUGAGGAGCGGUGCGUUCGAGGUCAAGUGCCGCGGGCCCGCGUUCGUAGAAGACAACGCGUUCGGUCGACUGGAGCGCGGCGCAUUCGCCGGGGUCACGGUGGACGCGCACAAGGUGGCUGAGGCCGAUUAUCAGGAAUUCGUGUUUGAGAAUAAUACGGUGGCCGAGUUCGAGGACGACGCGCUGGUAUUCGACACUAACGGAUUCAGGCCACGCAUGGACUGGUUGAUCGUGGGACGGGCGUGCGGGUGCCCGGCCCGGUGGCGCACCGACCUGGUGGCAUUCUCCACGGACUAUCCGCGGAAUACCGACCGUCCCAGUUGGGUGGUCGAGCAGACAGCGUGGUGCGCGACACCGGACGACGACGGCGUCGGCAACUUCGGUCAGCUGAUCAAAGCGCAGCAGUACGACGAGGCGCAUUGCCUGGCGGGCGGUGGACGCGGCGGCGGCCUGAUGAGCCGUUAUUACCUGACUUUCGUGGCCGUGAUGGCCGUGUCCACGCUAACGGCAGCGCUUGUCGGUUGGGCCUGGUACAAGAAGCGCAAACGGGGCCAGUGGACUAACGUGCCGUCGUCGUCGCCGCUCAAGAACCGUUCGAUACUGAAGAACGGCGGUGGAGGCGGUGGAAGCGACAAGCGCAGGCAUGUCAUGGUCAUGCCCGAGGGAAAGACUUACAGAGAAACGGAGUUGCAUGUGAUCGUGGAGCGCACGGGUUCGACGGACAGUCAGUACAGGUCUACGACUAAUUAUCAACAUCAAAGAGCAACACAACCGUUGACCAGUGAUUUGUAACGGGGUUUUUAUUCCCGAUUCCUAAGCGGUUUUUAUUUAUAUUUAUGAUUUUUGAUUUUUGUAACCUAUUCUGAUUUUUCUGUAUUAUAUAAUAAUAAUAUAUUAUGUACAAAUGAACAAAUUUGGCCUAAGACAUCAGUUUCUAUAUGAUCAGUAUUUUGUAUUUUAUUUGUGAUCAUGUUUUGUAGGUAAACGACUGACUGCAAUAAUGUUACAUAUAAAAUUAUACUAUAACUAUAAAUAUAUUAUCUCCAUCAGUCGCCAGUAAACAAAUAAACCGAUUGUGUUUUAUUGAGUUAAAAAUUUGCUUCUGAACAAUAAAUAUCUAAUGUUUUCAUUUUAUAAUAAUAUUAAACGUACAUACGUAUACAGAUUUUA
Molecule: messenger RNA, 2425 nt
Organism: Myzus persicae (green peach aphid)
Lineage: Eukaryota; Metazoa; Arthropoda; Insecta; Hemiptera; Aphididae
Exons: 4
Coding region: 458-2047 (529 amino acids)
Source: RefSeq, a predicted model, not a curated record